UGUAGCAUGUACUUGCGUGGAGUGAGCGUUAUGUUUUUAGUGCAUCCAUUCUGGAACUAAUUGGCUAUUUUACUAUUUACAGGGAGGGUUGAGGUCGAAGAUUGAUGAGUGGAGACGAGCAACGCUUACCAAACCCUGCCAAAUUUCCGGACCUAAAUUCUGUCAUAUUGGAGCAGGGCUGGGCAGCUAGCCUAGCCAUCAAUUGAAUCUGGAGCAGAAUACAGAGGAUAGUAUGGCCAUGACGGGAGGGACUGCAGCUGCCCUUCCCAUGAGCAACCAUACCCGGGAGAGGGUGACCGUGGCAAAGCUGACACUGGAGAACUUCUACAGCACUCUGCUGACACAACACGAGGAGCGAGAGACAAGGCAGAAGAAGCUGGAGAAAGUCAUGGAUGACGAAGGCUUGAUAGAUGAAGAGAAGGUCAUGCGACGCUCCCAGCACGCCAGGAAGGAGACAGAGUUCCUGCGGCUGAAGAGGACCCGGCUGGGCCUGGACGACUUUGAGUCACUAAAGGUCAUUGGUCGAGGCGCCUUUGGAGAGGUCCGCUUGGUGCAGAAAAAAGACACCGGGCACAUAUAUGCCAUGAAGAUCUUGAGGAAAGCUGACAUGUUAGAGAAGGAGCAGGUGGCUCAUAUUCGGGCAGAGAGGGACGUCUUGGUGGAGGCGGACGGGGCCUGGGUGGUCAAGAUGUUCUACAGUUUCCAGGAUAAGAGGAACCUCUACCUCAUCAUGGAGUUUCUACCUGGAGGUGACAUGAUGACCCUGCUGAUGAAAAAGGACACCCUGUCUGAAGAGGCUACCCAGUUCUACAUAGCUGAGACUGUACUGGCCAUCGACUCUAUCCACCAGCUGGGCUUCAUCCACAGAGACAUCAAACCUGAUAACCUGCUUCUGGACUCCAGGGGCCAUGUAAAGCUGUCUGAUUUUGGUCUGUGUACGGGACUGAAGAAGGCCCACCGCACAGAGUUCUACAGGAACCUCACACACAACCCUCCCAGUGACUUCUCUUUCCAAAACAUGAACUCAAAGAGAAAAGCAGAGACAUGGAAGAAGAACCGGAGGCAACUGGCCUACUCCACAGUGGGAACACCGGACUACAUUGCCCCAGAGGUGUUCCUGCAGACGGGAUACAACAAGCUCUGUGACUGGUGGUCUCUGGGGGUCAUCAUGUAUGAGAUGCUGAUAGGGUAUCCCCCGUUCUGUUCUGAAACACCCCAGGAGACGUAUAGGAAGGUGAUGAACUGGAAGGAGACCUUGGUCUUCCCCCCUGAGGUGCCCAUCUCAGAGCGGGCCAAGGACUUGAUUCUCAGGUACUGUAAUGAUGCUGAGAACCGUGUUGGUGCUGUGAGUGUUGAGGAGAUGAAGAGUCACGCCUUUUUUGAGCCUGUGGACUGGGAACACAUCAGGGAAAGACCAGCCGCUAUCUCCAUUGAGAUCAAGAGCAUCGAUGACACAUCGAACUUUGAUGAGUUCCCAGAAUCGGACAUCCUUCAGCCAGUUUCCAACGUGACGGAGCCAGACAAAUCCAAGGACUGGGUGUUCCUGAACUACACCUACAAGAGGUUUGAGGGGCUGACUCAGCGAGGCACCAUCCCCACAUACAUGAAGGCAGGGAAGGCCUGAAAUGAGGGCACAGCGUCUGCUAAAUAUAUGCCGAAUGACUUAAAUGUAAAUGUAAAUAAGGGAAAUGGGAGAGACAAUGUAGACACAGGGUUGGGCGGUAAAACCCCUGCUGUGCUGAAAGCACAGGAUCAACAAUAAUGAUGAGGAGGUUCUUGGCUACAUGCUUCACCAGGGUUUUCCUGCUUGGCCACAUCCAUUGGGGCACCAACGGCAAGAGGAACAGGGAUAUAAAUAAUACAUAUAUCAUAUUUUGUCUUAGGCCUUGCUUGGGCUGUUAAAGGGCAAGUUUGUGUUUUACAACUUGAUGUUAGAUGGUUCCUCAACCUGAAAAAACUGAACUUCCCCUUUGAAGUGACUACUACUAAAUCAACGGGCGGUUCUUCUGCCCAGGUGUUGCUGAAUUAUGCCUGAUCUUACAACACCUGGAUAGGUAUUUUACCUAUCGGGCUAACCACAUGUUAUAGCAAUCUGGUGUCCCGCGGCAUAGUCGAUGACGAGGUACGCAACCAUUGGUUGAUGCAACGUCUGAGCAGGGGAACGCGACCAUCAUAUCUGCAUGUUUAUACACUGAUUUGCAGGGUCUAAAACGCUGGAGAAGGACUGCCCCACACACGGUAUUCGUUGGGGGUUAUCCUAGUGACCUCAUGUAUGACUGCAGAAAAAUGCAUGUAGUUAAUGUUAAGUAAACGUGGUUUGCUAAACUUGUAGGUAUAAAAAGUUCUAACGUUUCAAGUAUUUUAUGGGUGCCAUUUUAGCCAAAAAGUUUCAUUCUAGUUACAAUGCAAAUAGUCAUCCUUCCGUCAUGGAACGUUCGCUGCUAACAUGGAGUAUGGUGAGCCAUCCGUACAUGUAUCUGGCUCUGGGAUUCAUCCAUUGUGGUGUCUUAUUUAAUGCCUUGAUAAUCUGGAAUUUAAUAGCUGUAAAUUAUUUAAUGGUGUCAAAGAUGCAUAGAAAAGUGUUGCAUUCUAGUGGUUGAGAUAAGAAACUGUAAUGUAGAAGCAGAUUUUGUUUUUGCAAGUUAGAGGACAAGUCAUGGAUGUCAAUGAAAAUUCAAUGCUACUAAUACUAAAAAGUAGCAAUAUGAUGCAGAAAGUAAACCGUAUAUUGGGUCAAUUUCUGCAACAACUAAGCGCGUUGAAGCGUGAUGCUUAACUUCUCUGCUUUUUUGGUCCAGUGGCUACCACGCUGUAUACGGUGUGAAGCGAACCCGUGCACAUGCGCAGAUGCUAUGUGUGACUGCGGGAGAGCAACGUCUUGCUCAUCUCCGUAUCUGCGGUGCUGCUCGUGGCAAUGUCACUUUACAUUAGUUACAUUUCUGUUCAAAUUUAUUGACAAAGAUAUCAGAUGGCACCUUUUUUUUUUUAAGAACAUUGGAAAUCAUGUUUGAUCUCCACUUCACAUCUCUCCCCAAAAUGCAUCCAUUAAGUUAGGAACUACAUUUUCAAUUAAAUGUACUUUUAUAGUAAACAUUUACUAAACUUUAGUGAAAACCCGCUGUGGGUGAUGUCAUAAAAAUAGAUAUUCAAACGUAAGGGUCAAACAUUUCAGUGAUUCUGAUUUAGUUGUGCACCUCAGCAACUUGCAUAUCCAAUAAUCUAAACUCGUGUAAUGUUGCCCUUGCUACAUCCCACUUGGCGUUUUUCCUAUUUUGUUGCAUUACAACCUGUAAUUUAAAUGGAUUUUUAUUUGGAUUUCAUGCAGUGGACAUACACGAAAUAGUCCAAAUUGGUGAAGUGAAAAAAAUA
This is a messenger RNA of Oncorhynchus gorbuscha (pink salmon), 3369 nucleotides long. RefSeq names its product serine/threonine-protein kinase 38-like. The transcript has 14 exons. Lineage: Eukaryota; Metazoa; Chordata; Actinopteri; Salmoniformes; Salmonidae. Gene Ontology annotation, molecular function: protein serine/threonine kinase activity; ATP binding. Bases 233 to 1624 code for a protein of 463 amino acids. Gene Ontology annotation, biological process: peptidyl-serine phosphorylation; intracellular signal transduction. The record is from RefSeq and is a predicted model, not a curated record.